Bursaphelenchus xylophilus (pine wood nematode) is the source of this 2869-nucleotide messenger RNA. Lineage: Eukaryota; Metazoa; Nematoda; Chromadorea; Rhabditida; Aphelenchoididae. The record is from the annotation of a GenBank genome assembly.
AUGACCAAGGGUACCACUUCAUUUGGUAAGCGCCACAACAAGACGCACACCCUGUGCCGUCGCUGCGGUCGUUCCUCCUACCACAUCCAGAAGCACACCUGCUCGUCGUGCGGGUUCCCCGCCGCCCGCAAGCGCACCUUCCAGUGGUCGGUCAAGUCGAUCCGCAGAAGAACCACCGGCACUGGCCGUCAGCGCCAUCUCAAGGAGGUCCAGCGCAAGUUCAGGUGAGGAAAUUUUUACUCAGCGUUUUUAUUUGCAAGUUUAGGGCGCUUAGAGGCUGUAACGAGGUUGUGGUGAAGCUCAGGUCUUUUUCCUUGUGAAACCCCGCACGUUUGUUGUAGAUCGGGUAAUUUUGGAUAUCAGUGUGUCGGAAAAAUAAUAAGCGCUCUGUCGCAUCGAAAAUCACAUCGCCGAUGAGGAAAUGAAUUGUGUCGCGGAGAAAAUCAAGUUGCUUUUCACUUCAGCGACGCGAUUGGCACAGCGACAUGGUGCUCAUUAUUUUCCCGACAGACUGAUAAAAAAGCGAUUACAGUUUCCCUCAGUUGAGUCCUAUCGCUUUUUGAUCUAUUCUAAUUUCCCUUGCGGGGACUCUGAUGACCUUAAAAAUACAGUAAAUCCUUUGCGACACAAAAAUUUAGGCGGUGAAAAAUAAUUUUCUUACUAACUUCUCUCACAAGAAUCUAAUUUUUGCCUAAAAAACCACUCUAUAAAAAUCUUGUAUUGCUUGUUUUGAACUUACUUUUGAAUUACACAAAUUUAAAAUGCUUUGGAGUACCCUAAAAUUUCACUCAAAAUGAUAUAGUCAUCAAAAAUUUCGUGGUCAAAAAAUAAUCGUUUUGACCAAAGAAUCAGUCUAAACCUUUCAUAUUGAACAUCAAAACGGCUCUUUACUAUUCCGCUCGCAAUGUCGCUGGAGUGAUUUUCGCGGAAUGCACUGUGAGAAAACAAAAGUUCAUUUUGCACUGUGCUGUACCGUGCAAUAGGCUUUUUUUCGGCUGUCGCUCGCAACUUGGCCUUUUCUGUUCAGUGAAACGCCAAAAAAUAUCUCUAGCAGCUUUGCAAACGGACUACUUUAAAUAAGUUUUAUUUUAAUUUAAAUUAACUCUUACUUCCAAAAAUCCCCAUUUCUCUGUUGUCUAACAGCUUCAUCAUUUUUUACAACUUUUCCCAGCCACAAGUGCCCAUUUAAGCCUAUUUUUAUAUUAUAAUUUAAAAAACCUUACUUUAUACAGUAUGCGUCAUAAUUAUAACCGCACUUUAAAAAUGAGUGUAACUUUUGUGAUUGUGAAUAGAAAUGUGUCAUAUUUGGCACCAAUGUGCAUCAGUGUACUAGAAAUGAUGUCCCAAAAAAUUAUUUUGAAGAGUUUCCGUAUUUUAGAGAAAAGCUGCAUAAACCAAAAUUAUGAUACUUUUCGGUGUCGCAAAAUUAUAACCGCACUUGCGAAUUUGGGGUAUUACCCUAAUAAAAACAAAGGAUAUCAAUAACUGAUGUUUAGUUACGCUCCCUGAGGCCUCAAUAACGCCCAUCACACCACCCGAAACCCUCUGGGCAAAUUUUUUUGGCGCAUCCUGACCCAUCUUGUCCCUGAACCGGAAAACGGCAGAUUUUCGCUUAGUUACGGUAGAAUACUGCUUGUUGUAGCGAUGUAAUCAACGGGCGAGGAGGCCCCACAAGUUUCCUAUCGGAUUUAAACCCAGGGAAUAUGAGAGCGAGUCUAUGGUGGCAAACGCCUUGCUGUCAAAGGAACUGGUAUGUCGACCUGCUAUGGUGGACGUGGGCAUUCUCCAACAAAAGUAUACCCAGAUUGCCAGUACGGAACCAGAUCUUCGCCUAAGACUUCGUAGUACUCGAAGCUAUUCAUUUGAGUUGCUGUGGCCGCGGACGGAAGGCCACCGGCUUUUUUGAAGGCGCCCCAAGUCAUCAACGGGCGGCCUCUAUAAUUACGACACGAGAAGCGACGCGAUACGUUUUUAAUGUCAUGCCACUGGUAUGUAAAACCGUCAGGGCAUCGUGUGACUACGCAAUACACAAGGAAUAUGGUAUUGCAACGGUCUAACGUCGGUUUCAGCGACCUUCCACUAAUCAACCUCUGUUGUUAAUGUCUCCUUGGCAAGUUUCGGCUGUGGAUUGCCGAAGACCGGGGUCAGCUGGGGUCACAGCUUCACAUAAUACCUUAUGAUGACGUCGCUGUGUUUUCCGACCCUCAGCACGGUGCUUCCGCUACUAAUGAAGCUCAGUUCUUGAUUUAAGUGAACCCCAGAGAUGGCGGAGUUAGCAGUCCGGCGGAUUAUUUCUCUUCAACCAGAAGCAGUGGUAAACUUUUGUCUGCCAUAACAUUUAGAAUUGUUAAAAGCUUCCGAGGCGACCAGAAAGUUCCUCACAACUUGGGCCCAACGGUCUUACUGCGCGAAAAUCUGCCGUUUUCCGAUUCAGGGACAAGAUGGGUCAGGAUGCGCCAAAAAAAAUUGCCCAGAGGGUUUCGGGUCGUGUGAUGGGCGUUAUUGAGGCCUCAGGGAGCGUAACUAAACAUCAGUUAUUGAUAUCCUUUGUUUUUAUUAGGGUAAUACCCCAAAUUCGCAAGUGCGGUUAUAAUUUUGCGACACCGAAAAGUAUCAUAAUUUUGGUUUAUGCAGCUUUUCUCUAAAAUACGGAAACUCUUCAAAAUAAUUUUUUGGGACAUCAUUUCUAGUACACUGAUGCACAUUGGUGCCAAAUAUGACACAUUUCUAUUCACAAUCACAAAAGUUACACUCAUUUUUAAAGUGCGGUUAUAAUUAUGACGCAUACUGUAUAUUCUAAUAAUGAGUAAUCAUUUUCAGAAACGGAUUCCGCGAGGGUACCGUCGCCAAGAAAGCCCAGAAGUCCUAA